Messenger RNA from Coprinopsis cinerea okayama7#130, 1783 nucleotides. Its product is annotated as trans-hexaprenyltranstransferase. The transcript is spliced from 3 exons. The coding region runs from base 1 to 1440 and encodes 479 amino acids. Gene Ontology annotation, biological process: ubiquinone biosynthetic process; isoprenoid biosynthetic process. NCBI's taxonomy places the organism in Eukaryota, Fungi, Basidiomycota, Agaricomycetes, Agaricales, Psathyrellaceae. The record is from RefSeq and is a predicted model, not a curated record. Gene Ontology annotation, cellular component: transferase complex. Gene Ontology annotation, molecular function: prenyltransferase activity.
AUGCAAGGUCUAGGACGGUCUCUGAGGGUUUCGGCGUCGACACGGAUAUCUCGAUCCUCCAUUCCCUGCACCUCAGGGGGCAGCGCAGUCACGCGGCACAAACGACGGAAAGUCUCAGUUCUGGCCCAGAAAACGGCUACGACAGAGCCAGCUGCUUGGACACGUCCAAAACAAGACCCUUUGGCCUUUCCUACCGAACCAUCACCGUCAUCUAAAACUCAACAACGACUCCGACCAGACCCAUUCCGGCUUGUCUCUCCAGAACUCAAUGUCCUACGCUCCAACCUUCUCGGACUGCUCGGGUCGGCCCAUCCAGGUUUAGCAGAAAUCGCGGAAUACUACUUUUUGCAUCCUUCAAAACAGCUGCGCUCGCUGUUGGUUCUGCUGUUUGCGCGAGCGACGAAUGGAUUGGGACGGGAUUGGCAGCUGCGCCAUUGGGAAGCGGGUACGGAGGCGCACGGUGGGAGGGCAGAAGAAUUAGAUCGGCCUUUACGUUCGUCAGAGACAUUGAGCGAUUGUAACCCCAACAUGCCCGACCAUACCGCGUCCUUCGCGAAGCCUUUCGAGUUGCGCAGGCCGUCUGCGGUCAAAGCGACGUCAAUACCGCCUUUCCCCCAUCCCCCACCUUUGCCGACACUUAUCACCCCGCCGAUGUUGCUGCCUACGCAGAUGCGCCUCGCGCAAAUUGUGGAGAUGAUCCACGUCGCGUUGCUGUUGCACCAAAACAUUUCGGACGCGUCCAAGAGUCCGUCAUCCGACUCUCAAAACCCAUUCGGUAACAAGCUCUCAAUCCUUGGUGGAGACUUUUUACUGGGACGAGCGAGUACGGUGUUGUCGCAUCUUGGAGGUGGAGAGGUGGUCGAGUUGAUUGCGAGUGUCAUCUCGAAUUUGGUGGAGGGAGAGUUUUUGGGGAUGGACAAGGUUCAGACGCCUGGGUUGGGUGUGAUGGAGGGCCCAAGGACGCGUGAAGAAGCUUGGGAUCUCUAUCUGCGCAAGACGUAUCUCAAGUCCGCGAGUUUGAUGGCCAAGGGCGCGCGUGCUUCGGUUGUGCUUGGAGGGUGUGGGGAGAAUGAGGUCUGGAAAGAGGUUGCCUAUGCCUAUGGAAGGAGUUUGGGCAUUGCGUAUCAGUUAAUCGAGGACACGUUAGAUUAUGACGCUUGUUCGCCUGGACUGCAACCUGGGUUGGCAACCGCGCCUGUGCUGUACGCUUUGGAGGAACAUCCAGAAUUGAAGCAUCUCAUCGCGCGCAACCUUACAGGAACAGGUGAUAUUGAAGCUGCUAUCCAAUGUGUCCAGCAAUCUUCGGGCGUAGAGCGCACUCGAUUGCUAGCCCAUGCGUACGCUGAAAAGGCUCGGGAAACAUUACAACGGCUACCUGAUAGUGAUACCAAGUUGGCGUUGGAGGGUCUUACGGAGACCGUGAUCACCAGGACGUGGUGAUUUGCGUGAAUUCGGUUCACGUCUUGAUUCCACUUGGGCUGGACAGACACUGGAAUUCUUGGUAUUGGCAGAGACUUUUUCAAAAGUGCUCUAGGCAGGGCCUAGCUGCUUGGACUGUGGUAUUCCCAGUGGUGGCCACCUCGAACUAGGUUUUCUUUAUCCCUAUUCUUACAUUACUUGCAUUUCCCCUUGCUUGCAUCUUCUUGAUAGACGACGUCAACUCAAUCGCUUGCAUCGCGUAGAUUAGAGCCUCUUUUUUGUAUUAAACUUCUUGGUGGAUGGGUUAGUAUGUAGUAAUUUCCUUCAGUUUAUUUGUCUUUCAGGAAUGAGAUCGUCGAAGCCA